AUGUCCUGGUUGGAUGCUCAGAGCCACUGCAGACUGUACUACACAGACCUGGCCACUGUGAGGGACAUGAAGGACCUGCUGAGACUGAGGACCGCUGCCAAUGGACUCACAGACCUCUGGACCGGACUCCAUCUGACCAGUGAGCACCCCAAUGUGUGGCACUGGUCUCAGGCGGCACUCCAGUACGACGAGGGAGAAUCUCAGUGGGCGGUCGACCAACCCGACAAUGAUGGAAACUGUGUGGACUCUUGGGUUCAAGACACCUGGAACGAUGAACACUGUGAUAUUGUUCUCAACUGUUCCAUCUGCUACGAUGAGGCCUCCAGCAGUCCUGUGAUGGUCUCUCAGUCUAGGGACUGGUUGGCGGCUCAGCAGUACUGCAGGAGCCACUACACAGACCUGGUGAGCGGACUAGACCAGUAUGCACAGUUCCUGCAGACCUUCCCUGUGCGUAACGCUAGUUGUUGGAUUGGUUUGUCCCGGGACCACUGGGGCUGGUCCGAUGGAAGCAACUCGGACUGA
This is a messenger RNA of Knipowitschia caucasica, 522 nucleotides long. The record is from the annotation of a GenBank genome assembly. NCBI's taxonomy places the organism in Eukaryota, Metazoa, Chordata, Actinopteri, Gobiiformes, Gobiidae.